AUGUUAAAGUAAUGCUUAACAUAAUUUUAGCAAUUAAAAAGCAUAUGUAGAAUAAAAAUUUCAGGAUUUUCAAGUAAACUCAAAACAAAAUUAAUAAUAUUAUUUUUCUUAAAUGAAACAGAAAAAAAUAAUUGAGAUUGAUGGCAUAAAAAUUACCAAAGCAAAUAAAAUAAAGCAUGGAGCAGAAGCGAAAAUUUAUGAGGGUUAUUUGAAUCAAAAUGAACAUUAAAAAGUUGCGUUGAAAAAACAUAAAGAAAAAUUUACAAACGAAUAAAUUCUACUUCUUAAAAUCCUUAAAGAAUAAAUUAACGAUCAUAUAAUUGAAAUUAUUGCUUUUGGAUAGACUUAAAAAGGAAAAUGCUAUAUCGUAAUGGAACUUGGAAAUUAAAUUGAUUUGAUGAAUCUGGCUAAUAAAUAAUAAACAUGUUUAGAAGUAAAUAUUACUUUAAUUAGAUGGCAAAAUCAAUAUAAAUAUUACAUAAAUAUGGAUAUUUUCAUAGAGAUUUAAAACCUGAAAACUUUGUUAUAAGUCAAAAGGGAAAAAUUAAACUAAUAGAUUUUGGAAUUGCAAAAAAAAUGAAUGAUAAUUUAUUUAUGUCGUUCAAUGGAACUUACGAUUAUAUUGCACCUGAAAUAUUAAUAAGCAAAGAAUACGAUGCUAGUGUAGAUAUUUGGAAUUUAGGAGUGAUUUUUUUUGAAGUUUUGGAAGGAAAAUAAUUUUUUCGUCUACUUAACUUAGAUAGAAUUCAAGAUUAUAUAAUUAUUUCUCAAAUAUAAAUUAAUAGGAUAAUAAAAGCACAAAAAAAUCUAUAGAAUAAAGAAGUAGAAAUAUUGAAUAAAAUGAUUGUCUAACGUUUAAAUAUAUAGACUGAUUGUUCUUUAAACAAAUCGAUUUAAAGGAUAAAAAUAAAUGAUUUGGUUGAUGAGCUAGAAAAUAUGUAUAAUUUAGACAUUAGUAUCUCAUCUUUGAUUGUAGAAAAUAAGUUUUUGAAUUGGGAAAUCAUUUCAGAAUUUAAUGGUUCAUCAGUUUCAAUUAAUUAAAGUUUAAGUAUCCAAAAUUCAAAUAAGUCCUAAAUUGAAGAUAUUAUACUCAAGUUAUAAAAAUUAGUAAUGUAAAUGCUAAAAAUUCAUAUUUAAGAAAUGAUUAAGUAAAUGAUAUUCCAAAAUCAGCAAGCUUAAGUAUGUGGAUCAAUAAAGAAGAAAUAAAUAAUCAUUAAAUGUGUGGAGAAUAUGGAAAGUAUUUAAAUAAAAAGGGUAAAUGGAUAGCUAUAUGGAAAGGAGAAUAAUUAUAAAAUGUUGGUGGAGUAUAUGAUGGUAUUAUAUUCAAAAUAUUAAAUACUUAGAUGAAGGAAAGAGAAAGAGGAUAUGGAAGGAACUCUUUCAUAAUUUUCGAAGGUAAAUUUUUAUUACAACUAUUAGUUAAGCAUAAGUAUAUGAAGUUGGCGAAUAUAUUAAUUCUAAGAGGUCUGGAAUAUGGAAGUAUUUCUAUAAAGAUUUAGAGAUGUAAGAAUAUUUAUAUUUACUUUAUUUAAAUGCUCAAGGAAUGUAUAAUGAAUUUGGUUAAAAGAAUGGUAAAUGGAUUGAAUUGAGUGAAAGAUUUUAGAAGCAUAUAAAGAUUAUUAAAUUAUAAGUAAAUGCCAAAUAAUUUAUGAUGGUGUAUAUGAAAAUGGUAAUAAAGUUGGUAAAUGGGAUACAAUGUAUAGAUAGAGAAAUAAAUUUCAAUUAAUGUAAUUAUCAAAUUUAUUCUUAAAAGUGGUGGAGGAUUUUAUGAAGUAAAGAAAGGUAAUAAUAACUCGAUUAAAAUUGGAAGCUGGAUUGAAUUAAGUAAUUGUUUUGUAUCUAAAUGAUUAUUAAAGUUGAAAGUUCCAGUUUAGUCACUUAUGAAGGUUCAUAUAAUAAUGGGUUAAAAAUUGGAAAUUGGCAAAUUUUUUGGAAUUAAAAUGGAGAUAAAUGAAAAGAUGUAUCUAAUUUAAUUAAUUAUUCCUUGAAAGUGGUGGUGGAUCAUAUGAGUCAAAGGAAUAUAACAAUCAAUUACUAAAAUCUUAGAAAAUUGGAAAUUGGAUUGAAUUGAUUGAUAAUUAUUAGAAGUAUUUAGAGUGACUAUAAAUUGUAAGGGAUAGAUAAAUCAUAUUCGUAGGAUAAUAUAAAAAUGGUAAGAAAGUUAAUAAAUGGAUACAAUAUAUAUAUAAAAUUAGCAAAAUGAGAUUAUGUAACAUAAUCUUAAAUAAUAAAUUUUUAAAAGCGGUGAUGGAUCAUAUUUGGAGAAUUUAGUUAAUUGUGAGGAUUCUAUAAAGAUAGGAAGAUGGAUUGAAUUGAGCGAUAAUUUUAAAAUGUAUUUCAAAAGUUUAAUAAAUUUUAGGGAUAGUUAAUAAUCCAUGUUGGCUCAUAUUAAAAUAAAAAUAAAGUUGGUAAAUGGGAUAUUUUUUAUAAAGAUGUUGGUCUGAAAAAGGAAUGGAUGUAAAGUCUAAUACUAUUAAUAUCUUUAGAGGAGGAGGAUGUUAUGAGAUUACCAAAGGAGAUGAUAAUAAUGUUUUUUUUCAAAUUAAAAAUGGAAUGUGGAUUGAAUUAAGUGAUAGAUUUGAUAGGUAUUGAGUUUAAAUAGUUAAUGAUAAGUUUUAAUUAAGUUAUUUUUAAAGGAGAUUACAAAUACGGUAAGAAAGUUGGUAGAUGGUAUAAGAUGAAGAGAUAAGGAAAAAAAAUAAAGGAUGACUUUUACAAAAUGUAAUUUAUAAUAACUCAAAUUAUUAGCAAGGAGGAGUAUUACCGAAAUUGA
This is a messenger RNA of Paramecium pentaurelia, 2773 nucleotides long. The record is from the annotation of a GenBank genome assembly. NCBI's taxonomy places the organism in Eukaryota, Ciliophora, Oligohymenophorea, Peniculida, Parameciidae.